GUCAGCUGACAGGGGCUGCAGAGCUGAGUGUGUGAGCCGUGCAUGUGCCAGUCUGUCUCGGCUGCGCGAAGGCACGGGGCACCUUCCUGGCAUCUCUCAGGCACAGGAUGGCCGCCGAGAUCCACUCGAAGCCUCUGACCCGCAAGCCCGUCUUGCUGAACAAGGUGGAGGGGUCGCAGGACGUGGUGAACAUGGCAGUGAUUGUGCCCAAAGAGGACGGGGUGAUCAGUGUGUCCGAGGACAGGACAGUACGUGUUUGGAUGAAGAGAGACAGUGGUCAGUUCUGGCCUAGUAUAUUUCAUGCCAUGCCAGGUCCAUGUUCAUGUAUGUCUUUUAAUCCAGAAACCCGGAGGCUGUCCAUAGGUCUGGACAAUGGUACUAUAUCAGAAUUUAUUUUAUCUGAAGACUAUAACAAAAUGAGCCCAACAAGAACAUAUCAAGCCCACCAGAGCCGACUGACAAUGGUUCUGUUUGUCCUGGAAAUGGAGUGGAUGUUGAGCACAGGACAGGACAAGCUGUUCACAUGGCACUGUUCGGAGACCGGGGAACGCCUGGGAAACUAUCGCACUACAGCUUGUGCUUCAUGUCUGCAAUUUGACGUGGAGACGAAACACGUCUUUGUCGGGGAUCAUUCUGGGCAGGUUACAAUUCUAAAACUUGAACAAGACAACUGCAGCCUCAUUACCACAUUUAAGGGACAUACAGCUGGGGUGACCACCUUGUGCUGGGAUGCGGUACAAAGACUUCUGUUCUCAGGCAGCUCAGAUCAUUCCAUUAUCAUGUGGGACAUUGGGGGACGAAAAGGAACGGCACUGGAACUACAAGGGCACAAUGAUAAAAUCCAGCACAUCUCCUAUGCACACCAUUCUAAACAGCUCAUCUCCUGCAGCGCAGAUGGCAGUAUUGUUGUCUGGAAUAUGGAUGUUGAAAGACAGGAGACACCAGAAUGGUUGGACAGUGACUCCUGUCAGAAGUGUGACCAGCCGUUCUUCUGGAACUUCAAACAGAUGUGGGACAGCAAGAAGAUUGGCCUCAGGCAGCACCAUUGCAGGAAAUGUGGGAAAGCGGUAUGCGGUAAAUGUAGCUCUAAGAGAUCCUCCAUUCCUCUCAUGGGAUUUGAGUUUGAAGUCCGCGUGUGUGACAGCUGCUACGACACCAUCACAGACGAUCAACGAGCUCCAACUGCAUCUUUCCAUGAUAGUAAACACAACAUUAUCCAUGUAAAUUUUGAUCCAACAAGGGUUUGGUUAUUGACUUCAGGAACAGACAAGAUCCUUAAGCUGUGGGAUAUGACUCCGGUGGUAUCUUGAUGAUGAUCUAUGGACAGAUCCUGACAACAGACACAUGGAGUAGAAGACUCUGAGGACUCUGGAGAGCAUUAGCCAGACAAUCUAGAAGUUAAGGUUUUAUAUUCAGUCUUUGGAGUGGAGAGCUCGUCAUUUUUAACUGCUACGGUGAAGAGUGUUAUGAACUAAUCUGAGCCGGGACUCAUGACUGCUCCUCCUCGUUUGAACUGAACUUUCUUUCCAGUGUAUUGAUUUAGUUUG
Messenger RNA from Nanorana parkeri, 1547 nucleotides. RefSeq names its product WD repeat and FYVE domain containing 2 (gene WDFY2). The transcript has 12 exons. Bases 108 to 1310 code for a protein of 400 amino acids. The record is from RefSeq and is a predicted model, not a curated record. Gene Ontology annotation, molecular function: metal ion binding; protein binding. Lineage: Eukaryota; Metazoa; Chordata; Amphibia; Anura; Dicroglossidae.